Hibiscus syriacus is the source of this 2605-nucleotide messenger RNA. Its product is annotated as probable inactive leucine-rich repeat receptor-like protein kinase At3g03770. Lineage: Eukaryota; Viridiplantae; Streptophyta; Magnoliopsida; Malvales; Malvaceae. The coding region runs from base 161 to 2521 and encodes 786 amino acids. The record is from RefSeq and is a predicted model, not a curated record. Gene Ontology annotation, biological process: protein phosphorylation. The transcript is spliced from 8 exons. Gene Ontology annotation, molecular function: protein binding; ATP binding; protein kinase activity.
AAUAUGAGAUUCAGUGAUUGACUGACACAAAUUACUACACCCCAUUUUGCUAGGUUUUCUGCAUAAUUUGGACACUAUUGCAAGAUUGCUGCUUGUUUUGAGUUGAUGGUAUAUCUGCAACUUCUGCUCAGUUGCUAGUCCUUCAAAGCUGCUGCUGUAUAUGCUUCGAAUGGCUAAGAGAUUCAAUCAUCAGAUGGUUCUAGUUCUUGCUGUAAUAUUACUGUUAAUCAAUCAGUCAGAGCAGAAAGAAUCGUCCCAGACUCGAACCCUUUUACGAAUUCGAUCGUUGUUGAGCUAUCCAGACAUUUUGAGUAGCUGGAAUAGCUCGAUUGACUUCUGCAACAUCGAACCGACAUCCCAAGUAACUGUGGUCUGCUAUGAGGAAAGCAUAACUCAGCUGCAUAUAAUUGGAAGUAAAGGGACUCCUUUGCUGCCUACAAACUUUUCCAUGGAUUCCUUUGUCAAAGCACUUGUUAAGCUUCAGGACCUGAAAGUUAUUACAUUGGUUUCUCUUGGUUUAUGGGGGCCAUUGCCUGGUAAAAUUUCGCGUUUAGUCUCGUUGGAAAUUCUUAACAUGAGUUCGAAUUCGCUAUACGGAACCAUCCCUCGUGAGCUUUCAUCUGUCACUGGCCUUCAAACACUCAUACUUGAUGAUAACAUGUUCUAUGGUCAGCUACCUGAAUGGCUCGGUUCGUUUCCCAUUCUGACUGUUCUGAGUUUGAGGAAGAAUUUGUUCAAUGGCUCUUUAACUGAAUCGUUUAACCGUUUGGAGAAUCUUCGAGUUCUGGUGCUUUCACAUAACCAUUUGUAUGGGGAAGUUCCUGAUCUUAGCAGUUUGACAUAUCUUCAAGAGCUUGAUCUAGAAGAUAAUGCUUUCGGGCCUCGGUUUCCUCAGCUUGGCAACAAGUUGGUUCGCCUUGUACUGGGAAAGAACAGGUUUCGAUCUGGCAUUCCUUCUGAAUUGAGCUCAUUUUACCAACUUGAAUGGCUUGACUUGUCAUUCAAUAUAUUUGUUGGGCCAUUUCCUCCAUCAUUGUUAUCCCUACCUUCCAUUACUUACUUGAAUAUUGCAGACAACAAGCUAAGUGGGAUGCUAUUUGAAAACACUUCCUGCAAUGCAGAGCUUGAAUUUGCAGAUUUAUCAUCAAACCUUUUGUCUGGACACUUGCCAAGCUGUCUCUCAGAUUUGAAAGGCGGAGUUUCCCUGUAUGCUCGAAAUUGCCUGGCGACAGGAAACGAAAACCAACAUCCGUUCUCCUUCUGUCAUAAUGAAGCCUUAGCUGUGGGAAUCUUAACUCACCAGAAGAAGUCCAAAACUUCUAAAGUAGCUCUUGCUAUGGCCACAACCGGAGGAAUCAUUGGUGGAAUAGUAGUUCUCGGGCUUGUUUUCAUGUUUGUUCGGAGGUCGAACUCGGAUAAGACAAUAAAAAAACCUACUACAAGAUUGAUUGCAGAGAAAGCAUCAACUGUGUACACAUCGAAAUCACAUACUGAUGCAAGGUAUAUGUCGCAAACGAUGCAUACGGGAGCACUCGGACUACCGGCUUAUCGAACCUUUUCAUUAGAAGAACUUGAGGUUGCUACAAACAACUUUGACACAACUGCUUUCAUGGGUGAAGGUUCUCAGGGACAGAUGUAUAGAGGUAGGCUGAAAGAUGGAACAUUUUUGGCCAUUAGAUGCCUGAAAAUGAAGAAAAGCCAUAGCACACAAAGCUUUAUGCACCAUGUAGAGCUUAUUUCGAAAUUGAGAUAUCGCCAUUUAGUCAGUGCUCUAGGCCAUUGCUUUGAAUGUUACUUGGAUGAUUCAAGUGUCAGCAGAAUUUUUCUGAUCUUUGAAUAUGUACCAAAUGGCACUCUCAGGAGCUGGAUAUCUGGAGGCCAUGGCAAACAUUCACUUACAUGGGCACAACGCAUAUCGGCUGCAAUCGGGAUAGCAAAGGGCAUCCAAUUUUUGCAUACUGGGAUUACGCAUGCUGUGUACUCCAAUCAUCUGAAAACAACUGAUAUUUUGAUGGACCAGAACCUUGUUGCAAAGAUUAGCAGUUACAACCUGCCCUUAUUAGCAGAGACUGAAGACAAGGUGGGCCGUGGAACAUCUGCUCCACCCAAGGAUCCAAGUACUAGUACAAGGGUAAGGUAUGAUGAUGAGUCUGAUGUUUAUGAUUUUGGAGUUAUUUUACUCGAAAUGAUUCUUGGGAGGCCAUCAAAAUCCAGGAAACAAGUGCAAAUUCUCAAAAAACAGUUAGAGGCAAUCAUGGCAACCGAUGAUGUGACGAGAAGACUUGUAGCGGAUCCGGCAGUUCGGACAUCUUGUUCGGAUCAAUCAUUGAAGACAAUGAUGGAGAUUUGUGUAAGAUGUCUAGUGAAGAACCCUGCAGAGAGGCCUUCUGUUGAUGAUGUUCUGUGGAACUUGCAAUUUGCAGCUCAAGUUCAAGAUGCAUGGAAGGUAGAUUCCCAGAGCAGUGAAGGAUCCCCGGGCUCUCCUUUUGAACUUCCACACCUUCGUGUCGCCUUCCGUUAACAAUGAUGACUUUCAGGCACUUCCCAUUUAUGUUGUUCCGACUAUUCAUUUUUCUUGUACCACAACACUCAAAUCCGAGUAACA